Molecule: messenger RNA, 666 nt
Organism: Dicrocoelium dendriticum
Lineage: Eukaryota; Metazoa; Platyhelminthes; Trematoda; Plagiorchiida; Dicrocoeliidae
Source: the annotation of a GenBank genome assembly
AUGGGGCGCAUCCAGUGGCAUCUGGCACUCUGCUUACUUCUCGCCUGGGUUAUAGUAUUUCUCUGUGUAUUCAGGGGAAUCAAAGCAUCUGGUAAGGUCGUGUACUUCACUGCCACUGCACCGUAUCUCUUCAUGUUCAUCUUACUUGGGCGCGCUGUCACACUGGAAGGAGCCGUGGAUGGGUUACGCCAUUUCAUCUCAGCGGAUUGGGAGAAACUCAUGGAAUUUUCACUAAAACCAGAAUUGCGGGCUCGUUUGUCCUUGCUGCAGCAAAUUUUGCCUCGAUUACCAGAGAAAUUCCUCAAUAGCAACACUUCAAGCAAUUCCUCUGUAGCCCACCCCUCCGGUGGCGGCAGCACUACUCCGGGAUGUGGUUCAGUCACCAAGCUCCCUACUGUGGACGAAGCCUGGAGUUUACCUAUCCCCGCCGAAUUGACUCAGCGUCAGAUGCAGCUGAUGCUCCAGGAGGCCCAGACCCAAGGCGAGGAAAGUAGUUUCGGUGGACUAUGUGAUGACAAACAAUAUGCCAACCUUUUGCGCCUGAAACCUCUGGCUUCCGUUCUCAAGAGACGGGAUGACAAAGAUCCAUCAACCAUCUCCAGUAGGUUAACAGCAAUGGGGCACUCUGCGAUGCUGUGCUUAAUUGCUCCCCUGUUUUAUGACUAA